GACGAGAGAGAAAGAGAGAGAGAGAGAAUCAUAUUUGAAGUUGAGUUAAUUAACCGGUUGUCCAAUGGCGGCAGCAAAGACAGGCCUACUCCUCUCGUGGCUUAUCCCAUCAUCAUCAUCGGCGGCGGCUCCGCUGUUUUCAGUUGCUGUGAAGUUGCCAGUGGUGAGAGGGAGGAAAGCAGAGAAGGAUGUAUCUGUCUCUGUCGCCUUCAAUCCUUCUGGCAAUUUCGAUAUCUCUGCCUUGGACUCUCACGACGAUUCAGAUAAAGUGGAACCUCCGAUGCCUCCAACGAGCGGCCGAUACGAAGUAGUCAUAGACAAGGACUCUAUUCAGCGCCUUGACUUAUCUCCUUUUCAGACUGCCACCGGCAUCACCUCACCUUCCUCAGCUGAUCCAAGAGAGUAUAUGGAUCGGAGCAUCGGAUUCACGAUCAAUUACAAGAGAGAAGACCCAGGGGAUCCCCGUGAGCUUUCCGAGUAUCCGGACAUAAGGCUUUGGUUCGUCAGACUCGAUGCCAUGUACCCUUGGCUUCCUCUCCUCCUUGACUGGAGAGCCGGUGAGCUUGCUCGUUACGCCGCCAUGCUUGUCCCUCACCAGAUGAGCUUGAAAAUGGGUGUUGUUUUCAAUCCCGAGGCCUUGGAGCUCUUCGUCAUGACCAAAGUCUUUGUGGUUUAUCCAUGGCUCAAACGUCACGGUGUCCCCAAGCCUAGGCUCAAGACCUCUGACAUGGCCAGGAUGCUCGGCUUCGGUAUCGGCGACCAGCUCUUCGACUUGAUCGAUCAUCAUACCGAUUCUCUUUAGGUCUCUUCUUUCCUCCAGUUUCCUUGGUCUGAUUCUCAAUAAUGUAAGAACCAUUCCCAUGAAUACUUAUUAUUGAUAGCAUAGCCAGCAGAGAUUCAAAUUUAAA
Molecule: messenger RNA, 908 nt
Organism: Raphanus sativus (radish)
Lineage: Eukaryota; Viridiplantae; Streptophyta; Magnoliopsida; Brassicales; Brassicaceae
Product: protein CHLORORESPIRATORY REDUCTION 6, chloroplastic-like
Exons: 3
Coding region: 65-802 (245 amino acids)
Biological process (GO): NAD(P)H dehydrogenase complex assembly
Cellular component (GO): chloroplast
Source: RefSeq, a predicted model, not a curated record